Magallana angulata is the source of this 3940-nucleotide messenger RNA. Its product is annotated as caspase-7-like. Gene Ontology annotation, biological process: proteolysis; apoptotic process. Lineage: Eukaryota; Metazoa; Mollusca; Bivalvia; Ostreida; Ostreidae. The transcript is spliced from 5 exons. Gene Ontology annotation, cellular component: cytoplasm. The record is from RefSeq and is a predicted model, not a curated record. Bases 94 to 891 code for a protein of 265 amino acids.
GGAAAUGCCAGGACCAAGGUAUGUAAAUUUACAGAGCGAGUAGAUUUCUUUUUCCCUUUUAUGUACCUUUCUAUCAUUAAAGUCAUUUAGGCAAUGGAGACGCAUAGGUAUAGUACUCAAAAAUGCAUGGGCAGAGUGCUCAUUGUCCAAAAUCAGAAGUAUGUUGGUAUUCGUCAUACUCGAGGAGAUAAAGAGGAAGAUAAUAAGGUGGAGGAAAUGAAGACAACAUUAGGGAAAAUGGGAUUUACAGACGCAUGUAUUGAAGUUCACAAAAACAAAACCAAAGCAGAAAUGAUUCGAUUAUUGGAAGAUGUUGCUAAAAGAACAGAUUUGAAGGAUGACUAUUGUUUUAUCUGCAUGGUCUUGUCUUAUGGAAAAGAUGGCGUUAUUAUUUGUUGUGAUGAGACACAUUCACCCGCAAAUCCAACUCCAAGUAUGCAACUACCUGUCUCUGAACUUCAAGAAUGUCUGAAGGGAGACAAAUGUAGAGACCUUCUCUUGAAACCGAAGAUAUUCAUGUUACAGUUGGAAGCUGUUCCUUAUAGCAGUCCGCAGUCAGCCGCCAAUCUUCCGUCAGACACACAUACAGAAAAGCCAGUGAAGAUUCCAAGAGAGGCCGACUUUCUGAUAUAUACAUGUGUUAGAGAUUAUGCUCUCACCGCCUGGAUUGAAGGAUUUAAACAGUAUGUCUUGAAACCUGAACAAUCUGAACAACAUGGACAACCUAAACAGCCCAUGGAGCCCAUGGAGAUCCAAAAACUCCUGACACGGAUGAACCAUCUAUAUUGUAAGCCUUACAUCGACGCUGGAUCGUAUGUUGAUAUACCUUGUGUGACCUCUCUUCUUACCAGAGAAGCUUACCUAAAGCUAGAGGAGCCAAGCCCAAAAUAACAUAGUUUGUUGUUCUUGAGAUACUGUUACCAUCAAGCAGUUUGUAUUUGUGUGUGAUAAAUUACGCAAGAAAUGAUAAAAUAUCAGUAUAAGGAUGAUAUUGUUGUAAAAACCUUGGAUAAAUUGAACAAACUCAUUCACGUUAAUGAUUUUGAUUAAACUUUAUUGCACGUGUUUAUAAAAAUAUUAGAUUGUUGGUAUAACACGAAUGCUUGAUAGUAAUAUGCAUCAAUUCAUUUACGAAAUGAUAUCUAGUAUCUACAGUCAUUUGGCAUAUAUGAAUCUAGAUGUUAUCCCGCGAAAGCGCGGGAAAUAUCACUUUACACAUUAAAGGGACUCGGACACAAUUUAACUGAAAAUUUUCAAAUUUAAUUUUUUCAUUUUUGAUGUUUAUACUAAUAAAUAUAGAAUUUUUUAAUGCAAUGUCAAAAUUUGAAAGUCAAAUAUCAAGCUAUAAGCAAGAUAUAGAGUUCAUAAUUCUUUGUUUUGUAAACAAAGCUCAGAUUUUGUCAUUAUUGUCAUAUGUGUUGUAUUGGUGUAAGUUUCAAUCAAAUGUAUCUUUCUUCUGUUGAUAGUAGUAUUUAUGAAGAUAUUGAAUUAGUUUAAAUUGUUUUUUACAUGUCAUUUUGUCUAAAAAAACGGUAAUUCUCUAUAUUACAUUUUUUGUAAACAACUAUAAAACUCGAGCUUUGUUUACCUAACAAUCAAUUCUCACCCCUGUAUCUCGCUUGUAACUUGACUUUAACAUUCAAUAUUUUGGUCAAUCAUUUAAAAUGCACCAGUAAACCAUUUUAUACAUAAAAAAUGAAAAUAAAAUUUUUGAUCUCAAAUCGUGUCAAAGUCCCUUUGAUGGGCUUUGUAUUAUUUGUACACCUUCUUUGUAUAUACUGUGUCCGAAAUGUUUUCUUAAUUGUUUUCAUAACCUAUGUUUUAAAAUUUGAAACCAUAAAGUAACUAGCUGGAUAUUUAGAGGAGCUAACAGGAAUGAACAUCUAAACUGAAAUUAAUUAUAUGUGGCCUCAAGUUUUUGCUGCGGAUGACUUUUACCAAUAUUUUUGGGUUUCUGUUUGGUCUGUAUGCAGAUCCUGUUGCAUUUGAAAACAUUUUCACUUUUUUUCACUAUUUGAUGUAUUAAAUUACAACCCUCAAUAUUACAUUAACAUGCCUAGUAAUUAUAAUUUCAAAACGAGGAGGAAGAUGUAGUGCGUCGUAUCUCUUUUCUACAUUUAAUCCUUUAUACCAAAUUUCGCUAUCAUUUUUAAAACUGUAUUACAUGAGUUUGCUUUAUGUAAAUUUUAAAUAAAAGCUUGUUAUAAAAACAAAACAUGAAGGAGGUGGCUGUUGACUCCGUCCGUUCGUUCUGAAGCAGUUUUACCGUUUUGUGCGGAGACAAUUUAUUCAUAUAAGCCAGAAUGAGAUUUAAUUUAUACAUUCGAGUUGUUAACACAAUCUGUUCAUGGUUCACAACUUUAUUGAUAUUAUAUAAGAAAAAUAUAUGUAAUCUAAAAACGCAAGAGCAUGCAUAUUUAUUUGUAUAUUUUAAACCAAUGUUGUCAGAUCAAAGGUAUAUGCCCGAUACCUUCAAUUUCCGCCAUGAUGUUAAUUUGUCAGCCUGCUUUCUUGGCUACCCCGUUCUGGAAAGUUCAAAAACUAAAAUCGUGCAUUAAAGAAACUGAUUAGCUACUUUUAUUUUUUUUUUUUUGUAAAUUUUUCAAAUCCUAUAUUCAUGUAUACUCUUUAUAAAUUUCCGCAAAAUAUAUUCACUCUUUACAUAAUUAUUCAGUAUUUUUUUUAAAGCGAGUAUAUAUCUUGAUAAAAACUCUCACUGGCAUGGAUCCGCCAAAACGUGUCCACCACCUUACUCUCAUUUUUGCUAUUUCGAACCGGUUUAUCGAAAACGAAAGUAUUUUUUUCCCAUUAAUUUGACAAUACAAGCUUAAUGAGGCUGUCUAACAGCCUUGUACCAUUGUAGCAUUGUAGGAGGGUGAUGAACCUAUAAGAUAUUUGGUACUCUAACAAAUCUAUUAUCAUUUAAUUCUAUUGUAACAAUUCGGUCUAUCUAAGUACAUGUAGUGUCAAUUUGCUUAGUUGAAUUUAUAUCACUAAUCAAGGUAUUUAAUCAUUUUUACUAUAGCUAUUCUAUCUUGGCUAUGUUUAAACUGUUAUUCCUAAUGUCCAUAUACUUAGAUUAGAUAUAUUUAUAUAAAUCUUUACAGUAACCUAUUAAGUCUUUUGUAUUUUUCUAUAAAUUAGAUUUACAAUGUUGCUUACUAUCGAAGUAAUUGUGUCAAUAUAAUGUAAUUGAGUUUUGAUGCGUUUUCUUUUUGUAUUAACAUUUGGUGUUUUGUUGAUGAAAUAUCUAUAGGCCCUAACGACAUCGAUUUAUGACUGUUCCAUUGUUAAAAGAGUUUUGUUGAAUGAACUUUAUACUUGUGAUCUUUUUUUACUGAAGUAAUUUAAAGUGAUAUUACUUAGUAUAUUUGCAUCUAGCUAUAAAGGCUAUUAAUUGUUAUUGCAAGAACAUCUGCAUUUCAUAACAAAGUCAUCAAGAUUCAGAUCAUUAAAUUUUUCUCGAGCAGUAAUAUUUUCCAAGAGAAUUUAUUUUUUUUAUCAAAAAUGUUUUGUUUUUAAGAGUUUUAUAUUUUUACUGACUUCUAAAGUAUGCUCAAUCAUCACAGGAUAACCUCCUGUUAAUGUCCUAUGCAAAAAAUAUAUUAACUAGUGUGAGAAACUGGAACCUCUGAUUGCUCAAGAUGCAGCAUGAAUUUCUUUGGUCAAACAAUGUGCCAUUUAUUCAGGAAUCAUCCACGAUGUUGACAACGAAAUCAAAAUAUAAUAUCAAUGCUAUUCUAAUAAACUUCAACGUUUGUAAAAACGAGGGAAAAAUAUUGAACCUUAUCAUUUACAUUACAAUAUUUUUAUUUGCAAAUUGAUAUGUUACCAAAACAUACUUACACUCAUGGGGCAUGAUAAGAAGUCGUUAAGAAGAAAGAACUGUUAUAAAAUUGUGGCUUUUAUACAUUAUAAAAAUAAACUUUUUUCCUUUUCC